AGGGACAAAUUAGAGGAAAUUCUGCGUGGAUUAACACCUCGGAAGAAUGAUAUUGGUGAUGCAAUGGUUUUCUGUCUAAAUAAUGCGGAAGCUGCUGAAGAAAUUGUAGACUGCAUUACAGAAUCAUUGUCCAUUCUGAAGACUCCCCUUCCUAAGAAGAUUGCAAGAUUAUAUCUAGUGUCGGAUGUGUUAUACAACUCUUCAGCUAAAGUUGCCAAUGCUUCCUACUAUAGAAAAUUUUUUGAAACAAAAUUGUGUCAGAUAUUCUCUGAUCUCAAUGCUACUUACCGUACAAUACAAGGCCAUUUACAGUCUGAAAAUUUCAAGCAACGGGUAAUGACAUGCUUCCGAGCAUGGGAAGACUGGGCGAUCUAUCCAGAACCAUUUCUGAUCAAACUACAGAAUAUUUUCUUGGGGCUUGUAAAUAUCAUGGAAGAUAAAGAAACAGAGGAAGUACCAGAUGAUCUUGAUGGUGCUCCCAUUGAAGAAGAGCUUGAUGGUGCUCCACUAGAAGAUGUGGAUGGAAUUCCUAUUGAUGCUGCUCCUAUUGAUGAUCUGGACGGAGUCCCAAUUAAAUCUCUGGAUGACGAUCUUGAUGGAGUUCCUUUGGAUACGGCUGAAGACUCAAAAAAGAAUGAGCCUAUAUUUAAAGUUGCCCCUUCAAAAUGGGAAGCAGUGGAUGAAUCGGAAUUGGAAGCUCAAGCUGUUACUACUUCUAAGUGGGAGCUUUUUGACCAACAUGAAGAAUCCGAGGAGGAAGAAAUUCAAAAUCAAGAAGAAGAAAGUGAAGAUGAGGAAGACACUCAGAGUUCUAAGUCAGAAGAGCAACACAUGUAUUCCAAUCCUAUUAAAGAAGAAAUGCCUGAAUCCAAGUCUUCAGUCAAAUAUUCAGAAAUGAGUGAAGAAAAGCGUGCCAAACUCCGAGAGAUAGAGCUUAAGGUGAUGAAGUUUCAGGAUGAGUUAGAGUCUGGGAAAAGACCCAAGAAACCAGGCCAGAGUUUUCAGGAACAGGUUGAACACUAUAGAGACAAGCUGCUCCAGAGGGAAAAAGAAAAAGAGUUGGAAAGAGAACGGGACAGAGACAAAAAGGAUAAGGAAAAAUCUGAAUCCAGGUCCAAAGAUAAGAAGGAAAAGGAGGAAUGUACACCAACAAGAAAAGAGAGGAAAAGACGACACAGUGCUUCACCUAGCCCAUCUCGCAGCAGUGGCAGUAGACGAGCAAAAUCUCCAUCACCAAAAUCGGAACGCUCAGAGCGCUCUGAACGGUCCCACAAAGAGAGUUCACGUUCUCGGUCAUCGCAUAAAGAUUCUCCCAGAGAUGUCAGUAAAAAAGCCAAAAGGUCGCCAUCUGGCUCCAGGACACCCAAAAGAUCAAGAAGAUCACGAUCCAGAUCCCCUAAAAAGUCAGGGAAAAAAUCCAGGUCUCAGUCCCGUUCUCCUCACAGAUCUCACAAGAAGUCAAAGAAAAGCAAACACUGACAAUGUUAAUAUUUUUUAUGACGCUGUCACUUACUGGAAAUGCGGUUUUGUUUUUGUGCCUGAACAGUCUGUUUAAAAAAACAAAAAAGCAUUCCUGAUGGUUUUGGUUUUUUUUUUUUUUUGUGAAUGCACGUGUAUACUCAUGAGUAUCGGCAUCUGUAGACCUGUCAUUGUUUUAUAUUGUACAAAAUAUCUUCAUUGUGACUAUUUCCCAAAAGAAACAUUUUUGUGUUUAGAAGUUUCAUCAGAAAUGCGUGUAACUGAUCUGCUGGCAGUAGUGAUAUUUUGUUUUAGAACGUUGUGACAUAGCAGAAAUAACUCAAAUGUUCCCCCUUUUUGUAGCUUUGACAAUUUGAAUUAGAUUUCAAAUAAAAUCUGAACAGAAAAUUAA
This is a messenger RNA of Pelecanus crispus (Dalmatian pelican), 1870 nucleotides long. Lineage: Eukaryota; Metazoa; Chordata; Aves; Pelecaniformes; Pelecanidae. The record is from RefSeq and is a predicted model, not a curated record.